AUGACCUACUCGUCCACCUACAAGCCGCGUCCGUUCACCGACGUCUUCACGGGCGACACCGACAUCAACCGUCGCAAGUGCGGCCGCACUGUGCCCAUGAAGGUGCUCAUCCUUGGCCUCGGUCGCACCGGCACUGCCUCCAUGCGCGCCGCCAUGAAGCAGCUCGGCUACGUGGACACGUACCACAUGAUGAACUGCUCCAUUGAGAACCCGCCCGAUGCCCUCAUGUGGAUGGACGCCCUGUGCGCCAAGUACGACGGCCAGGGCGUCAGGUUCACACGCGCCGACUGGGACCAGCUGCUGGGCGGCGCGCAAGCCGUGUGCGACUGGCCGGCGAUUGCGUUUGCGCGCGAGCUCAUCGAGGCGUACCCCGAGGCCAAGGUGGUGCUCACAAACCGCGACGUCGACUCGUGGCACGCGUCCACGAUGAAAACGGUGUACUGGCGCGUCACGGACCCGGAGCUGCGCUGGCUAUCGCACUUCGACUGGGCCGCCGGCAUGUACUACCCGAUGCUGCGCAAGUUCUUCGACACCUUCUUCGAGGGCGACUUUCCCAACAGGGGCAAGGACGUGUUCCGCAGGCACUACGCCGAGGUGCGCAGCCUGGUGCCCAAGGAGCGGCUGCUUGAGUACCGCGUCACGGACGGCUGGGGCCCGCUGUGCGAGUUUCUCGGCGAGCCGGUGCCCAAGGGGUGCGCGUUCCCCAACGUCAAUGACAACUCGGACUUUGUGACGCGGUCGCGUCGUCGGAACAGGAGCCAGAUGUACAACGUGGCGCUGCGGUACCUGGUGUGGAUGGUGGUUGGGCUGCUCAUGUUUGUGGCUCUCCGGCGGCUGCUGGUCAUGUACCAGCUCGUCUAA
Messenger RNA from Purpureocillium takamizusanense, 861 nucleotides. RefSeq lists its product as uncharacterized. The transcript is spliced from 2 exons. NCBI's taxonomy places the organism in Eukaryota, Fungi, Ascomycota, Sordariomycetes, Hypocreales, Ophiocordycipitaceae. The coding region runs from base 1 to 861 and encodes 286 amino acids. The record is from RefSeq and is a predicted model, not a curated record.